This is a messenger RNA of Pseudovirgaria hyperparasitica, 1952 nucleotides long. RefSeq lists its product as uncharacterized. NCBI's taxonomy places the organism in Eukaryota, Fungi, Ascomycota, Dothideomycetes, Acrospermales, Acrospermaceae. The record is from RefSeq and is a predicted model, not a curated record. The transcript has a single exon. Bases 78 to 1898 code for a protein of 606 amino acids.
AGCUCGGAGAUCCAUUACUUGCCUAGAACCCAAACAACUUAGCAUUCAAGAUAUCAUAUGCCUAUACGAAUCGAGGUAUGGAAGAUGAUGUGCGCAUAAGCGAUGAACGCUUCAAAUCGUUAUAUGAGACUAGCUUCCGAUCAUGGGCGUCACUCUACUCUCGUGCAAAGGAGAACCUCCACCUACCGACCAACCUUUUCAAUGAGCACACAUUCUCUCAGCAUCCGUACUUUCCUGAAAACUUACGACUCAAGCAUGAGGGAAGCGAGGUCCUUGUGUCGGGUCACUCAGUCUGGAGCUCAACGGCGGUAGCAUGCGAGAACCCUACCGGACCAUUCCAGCAGCUCCUGCAAUUCGUGGUCACUUCAAAUGACCCUAUCCUGCUUUCGAUCGUGGAUUCGACUCAGGGUAACUCAAAUUAUGCGCAGUACUUUGAUAACGAAGGUGACUUUCUUGCUGUCCUUGUUCUAGCAUGGGCAUACAUCUUGUCGGCUCGCUGGGCUGAGAUGAUGCCCGAGUCUUGCUCCAUUAGAUACACGGAAUGCCGGGCGAUCAUGUGUGAUACAUCAGAACCCGGGAUAGAUCCGAAUACCAUCUCUGUUGACAUUGGACCAGCAAGCUCAGAAGAACGUCGAUGGUGGACCGCUGUUCUGGCACCAGAUCAGGGCUGGCAAGCUACAAUGAAGCUAGAGCAAGAAACAUUCUUAUCACCAUGGUCAGUCCGAUUACAGUCGGACUUGCAUUUCUCCAUACAGCAGAAGCCUUCCUCUCCGCGAUGUCUCAGCCCAUCCUCCUCCGAAGCCUUAGGGUAUCUCGACAAGUUCUGUACUCGUCACAACAUCGUGGACCAGAGCUAUGCUGCGCUAGCCGCUGCACUUCUACUUCCAUCAAUGGGUAGAAUGAAUGCCAUCCGACUACACGCGCCUAGGGCCAAUCCCUACAAACAUUGCGUCAGUUCCGAGAGAAAUCUGCAACAUAGUCGAAUAUGCGAAGACCACUACCUAGAUAGGCUCCUUACAAUGAGCUGUAAUCCCAAAGGGAUACGCUCAAUGUUGCUCAGCGCCUUCUUCGAGCCGAGCAUCGAGUGCAACGCAGUCACUCCAUGGCUACAAGGGGCUCUGUGUGCCAUUGAGACACUGACUAGAGACACCCCGUUUAUACUAGGGCGUAUGUGUAUGGAACGAGCACCUAGGCUCGCAAUCCUUUGGUUGGGAAGCACCAUUUUAGGCCUCAACGUCAGACUUCUACAGGAUGUACGGACAGGCAUGAUACCGAUAGACCUACACAGCGCCGUCUGGUCAGACACAGUCCAGUCGUUCAUACAGCUACCUACAUCCAAUCCCGUUGAAAGAGGUGGAUUUGUGACUCGCGCAGACGAGUGUCGACUGCUCUUGCUCUCCCAGCAGGGCUAUCACGCUCGAGUCCCAUUUUGUCAGUGGAAACCGUUUGGCGAGACCGCUCUUGAUGACGUCGACAUCGAGGUCCGUCUCCACGCAAAAUGUGGCAGUCACGGGUUACAAUACCAGAGUUUUGUCUGGGAAUGCACUGACGAGAACUUGUCCUGUAAAUCAUCUAGACAAACAGAUGUUCCUCCUCCAGCAGACCUGCCUGGCUUAGACAUCUGCAGCACGAAUGAUAUAUCUAUUUCUUACAAUGCGCUGGAUCGAGACAAAGAGUUUGUCUCGGAGAACGAAACACGGAAAAUAUUUACCUGGUUGCGCAGCGAGGGUUACACGCGGUCUGAAAAGGGGAUAUGGGAGCAUGAAUGGCUUGCGGAAUCAGACGAUGAGGACACGAGUGUUUUAGAAGAUGAGAAUGGGAGUUGCGCUAAAUAUAGAGAUAAGUCUAUGUCACGCGUGGAAUCUUGGUCAGCAGAUUGUGAAGACCAGAUAAAUUAGAUAUUUCAUGACCUGUAUUCGGUUCGUUACAAAGCUUCUACCUCGAUGCAUGAA